Sclerotinia sclerotiorum 1980 UF-70 is the source of this 1548-nucleotide messenger RNA. RefSeq lists its product as hypothetical. The coding region runs from base 1 to 1548 and encodes 515 amino acids. Gene Ontology annotation, cellular component: nucleus. Lineage: Eukaryota; Fungi; Ascomycota; Leotiomycetes; Helotiales; Sclerotiniaceae. The record is from RefSeq and is a predicted model, not a curated record. Gene Ontology annotation, molecular function: protein binding; cis-regulatory region sequence-specific DNA binding. The transcript has 3 exons.
AUGAGUCUAGAUUCCUCAACCCCAAUACAGCCUAGUGGCAUUAAUACCAUACCCGUACAUGAGUCCGGCGAAAUCAUCGAGGAGUCAGAGUCAGACUCAUCCGUGUCAAUCCCUCCUCAUCCUCUAGGUGUAAAGCCGUUAGGAAACCAAUAUACCGCUACCAGCAAUGCCCGUUACGCUAUUGGGCUUUUUCAAAUACUGCCAGAUGAAGUGCUGGCCAUAGUAUUAGAAUCUUUGCAUCCAGAAUUGUUGGCCUUACUUGGUUCCACUUGCAAAUUUCUAUAUGCAUUCUGUCGAUCCGAAGAGUUUUGGAAAUCUUUAUUCAUUGAGUCUCCAGCAUCAAAAUCAGGUUCCUUUGAAUGGCGAGGCUCAUGGCGUGCUACAUUCCUCAAUAUUGACGACAGCAAUCUCACAAAGAUCCAAUGUGACAAUGUCUUCUCAGACGUCUUAUACCGACCAUUCCUCUGCACCCACACCCCACUAACCCCCUACACAACAAACAUACCCCACAAGAACCAAAUCUCACGAAUGGAAAACCUCACCCCGGAAGAAUUCACGUCAACCUGGAGCGACAAACCCUUCAUCCUAACCAAGCCCGUGCACGAAUGGCCCGCCUAUCAUUCGUGGGACACCGAAGCCCUCCUCCAACAACACCGCGACACCAAGUUCCGCGCUGAAGCCGUCGACUGGUCACUAAAUACCUACAUUCAAUACAUGAACCACAGCAACGAUGAAUCACCACUCUACCUCUUCGACCGCGAUUUCAUCUCCAAAAUGAACCUUCACAUCACCAAAGACACCUCAAGCCCUCCCUACCAAAUCCCCUCCUGCUUCGGUGAAGAUCUCUUCAAAGUCUUCGGUCCCAACCGUCCAGACGAUAAAUGGUUAAUAGUCGGACCCGCCCGCUCAGGCUCCACCUACCACAAAGAUCCCAACGCAACCUCAGCCUGGAACGCCGUACUGCGCGGUUCAAAAUACUGGAUCAUGUUUCCCUCGACGCCCUCAUCCCCUCCUCCCCCAGGUGUCUACGUCAGCGUGGAUCAAUCCGAAGUUACCUCGCCCCUAUCCAUAGCCGAAUGGCUCCUUGGUUUUCACGCCGAAGCGCGUCGAACUCUAGGCUGUGUAGAGGGCGUCUGUGCUGCGGGGGAAGUUCUCCAUGUUCCGAGUGGAUGGUGGCAUUUGGUGGUUAAUCUAGAUGCCAGUAUAGCCAUUACGCAGAAUUUUGUGCCGCGCGCACAUUUAGUAGGAGUAUUAUCUUUCUUGAAAGAUAAAGCAGAUCAAGUGUCUGGAUUCAAGAAAGAAGUGGUGGAUCCAUAUGCAAUGUUUGUGGAUGGGAUGAAGAGAGAGUAUCCGGAGUUGUUGGAAGAAGCGAUGGCGGAGUUGGAGAGGAGAGCUGAGGGGAGGAAGAGAAAGUGGGAUGUGGCUGUUGCGAAUGGGGAUGGCGAUGAGGAAGCUGGUGGCUUUAGUUUUGGAUUUGGUGGGGAUAGUGAUGAGGAGUUUAUCUGGCUCUUAAAUAUUGAUAUGCGAACCGAUACUCCCCAAUUGUGA